CUUGUUUGCCAGCGUCAAGGCCGUACACUGUGGCGUCUCGUUGGCAGUCUUGUUCGCCUUGCGAUAGAGUUGGGGCUUCAUCAUGACCCUACUUCUCAAAAUCACACCUUCACUGAAGAGGAAUGUCAAUUACGUAUCCGCCUCUGGGGAAUCGUGAUGGUGCAUGAUCGAGGAACCUCUAUCUUACUCGGCCGACCCCUUGCUAUUGCUCCUUAUGAUUCCAAUACCCCACGCCCAUCUCGUGGGAUCAAGGGGCAAUACAGUGACUUCUCCGAGCAUUUCCUUUUAUCUCAUCCCAUCGCAGAGAUUCAAGCUGAUAUUAUCAACUCAUUGUAUGCUCCAACCAGACAGAGCACAGAUACAAUCAUGCGACAUGCGACACGUAUCAUUAAGAGUAUGAUCGAGUUCAGGCGGCAGCUUCCUGACAACUACAAGUGGUACUUUGGUGGCACAGAAGAGUGGCCACUGGAGAAACGUCAGAAACUCGUUCAAGAUAUCACAGAAGAUGAAGGCUUGACUCUUUUGAAAAUCGGGAUAUCAAGAAUCCUCCUGUUGCGCGCAUUAUUCAGCAUCAAAGAACUUGAUUACGGACACCGAGUCCGAGCCCUUGUUGAUGCUAUCGUCACAUCCCAUAACAUUAUUAUCGUUCACAAUCAGCUUAUUCGGUUCCCUGACAUCGCCUUUUUCGUUUCUCCCAUUCCCCUGCACAUUGCUGCAAUGGUAAUACUCUACGGGCACAUGUCGCAUUGCGAACGGCUGUCUCGCCAAGUCAUGGUCGAAGACGUUUGGAUGGCCCUUGAUAUGCUUCCACGUUUCCGUUGGCGUUGGGAACGCAAGGAUGUCAAUGGCGGACACCCUCUUAUCGCUAAACUGGCCGAGAAAGUGCUCAAUGUCAACCUGCGUAGUGUCGGUCCAACCAAAGACCCGGUUCUGCUUUCCGAACUUGAUUGGGAUACGGAUUCACCUGGUGGAAUGCUGGGAUCGCCCUCGCUGGCCACGCAACAAGUGCAACAACACAUGCAACAGAGGACACCAACCAUGGCUGCUGCCUAUCCAAACGGUGCAAAUUCUAGCGCUUACGGUCCGCAACAACGUGGACCUGGAUCUUCGAGUACCACACCUAUUAAGAAUGUCAAUGGAACAUCCACGAAUGGAAUGACCACUGAUAAAUUAGCCGAGGUACCCGCGGGCCUGUUUUACCCUUUCUAUCCAGAAAACCCUAUGGGUUCUAUGAGUGGCCCACAGGCGUCUGGCGUAUCCAGUGAGACUGCAUCAGCGAACGGGGACGCAGGCAAUGGAAAUAAUAGCCAAGACUAUAGCCAUUUGUUGGCGGCUGCGGCAGCUCAGCCCAACGGCACUUAUGGUUGUCAGUCAUCUCAGGAUUCGUACAUGCUAGAAGAGAAACCUCCUAUGACAAGUGGUCAUGGGAUGCAGAUGUGGAUGAACGUUGUGAGUAAUCUGGUUCAUUUAGAUUACCUAGCCAGCUGACUCGCCUUGUUUUAAAGGGGGAGAGGGGUAUGCCUCAGUUUAUGACUGGUUCUUGAUUGCGUUUAGUGAAUCCGUGCCCGUUAUUUGAACAUUUCCUCUAUUGUAUGCUGUCUUUCAACGAUUCUUAUUCG
This is a messenger RNA of Serpula lacrymans var. lacrymans S7.9, 1619 nucleotides long. RefSeq lists its product as uncharacterized. The transcript is spliced from 2 exons. The coding region runs from base 157 to 1488 and encodes 443 amino acids. Lineage: Eukaryota; Fungi; Basidiomycota; Agaricomycetes; Boletales; Serpulaceae. The record is from RefSeq and is a predicted model, not a curated record.